Molecule: messenger RNA, 3533 nt
Organism: Lethenteron reissneri (Far Eastern brook lamprey)
Lineage: Eukaryota; Metazoa; Chordata; Hyperoartia; Petromyzontiformes; Petromyzontidae
Product: disintegrin and metalloproteinase domain-containing protein 10-like
Biological process (GO): membrane protein ectodomain proteolysis; Notch signaling pathway
Cellular component (GO): synaptic membrane; plasma membrane
Molecular function (GO): metalloendopeptidase activity involved in amyloid precursor protein catabolic process
Source: RefSeq, a predicted model, not a curated record
CCCACAAGCCCCGACCGUCCACGCCCGAGUGCGUGAAUUGCCCAGGGCUUUUUUUUCCGCUGGAGGGAGUGGCGGUGGUAGGAGCCGUGUGGACUGUGUUAUCCCGUACGAACCCGGGCCGCUUGCUGCUGAUGAUGCUGCUGCUGCUGCCGAUGAUGAUGCUGAUGCCAUGGAGCUUGCUUUUGCUUCUGCCCUGCGUCCUGAAGACUGAAGCCUCCUAUGGGAACCGCCUGAAUCGCUUCAUCCGACACUACGAGGGACUCAGCUACAGCACGGAGGAGCUACAUGCCAAGCACACGCGUGCCCGUCGCGCUAUCUCCCCUCUCCAGCAGGAGCUGGCACUCACCUUUCAGGCGCACGGCAGGCACUUUGAUCUGCGCAUGAGGAGGGACACCCGGGUAUUCAGCGAUGACUUCAAGGUGCAGACAUCCCAGGGUCUGGAGGAAGCCGACACCUCGCACAUCUACACGGGCAGCCUGCACGGGGAGAAGGGCAGCCUCUGCCACGGAGCGGUGAUGGACGGACGCUUCGAGGGCUUUAUCGGUACGAGCAGGGGGACCUUCUACGUGGAGCGAGUGGAGCACUACCUUCUCGACAUGGGGACUACGUCAUCACCGCCAACUCCGACGGGGCCAUCGCCAUUCCCGGCGACGUCGUCGUCAUCGAAGUCACCGCUAUCACCGCCACCACUGCCAGCCUUCCACUCCGUCAUUUACCAUGAGGAUGAUGUAGAGUUCCCGCACAAGUACGGGCCGCGAGCGGGCUGUGCUCACGACGAUGUGCUCGAGCGCAUGCGGAGGUUCCAGGAGUCGGCCGUGGAGUCCGACUCGGCCGACUCGGCUCCGGGCGAUGGAGCGGGAGACGGGCCGGCGGCGGAGCGUGGCAAGCGGGCAGCGACGUCCUCGGCCCCCCGGAACACGUGCCCUCUCUACAUCCAGGCCGACCACACCUACUACGCCAAGUACGAGAACAAGGAGGCCGUCCUCGCACAGAUUUCCGUGCAUGUGGUUGGCAUGGAGAGGGUCUAUCAGUCGACCAACUUCAACGGCAUCAAGGACAUCAGCUUCGUGGUGAAGCGCGUGCGGAUCAAUACGACGGAGGACGCACUCGAUGUCAGCAACCCUUUUCGCUCCUCUCGCCUUGGUGUCGAGAAGUUCUUGGAUCUCAACUCGGAGCAGAACCACAACGACUUCUGCCUGGCCUACGUCAUGGCCGACCGCAAUUUCGGAGAUGGAGUGCUCGGCUUGGCCUGGGUUGGCUCUCCCACAGCGGCGUCGGGCGGCAUCUGCGAGAAAAACAAGCUGUUCUCGGACCGGACUCGCAAGUCGCUCAACACGGGCAUCGUGACGGUGAACAACUACGGGUCCCACGUGCCCCUCAAGGUGUCGAUCAUCACCAUCACCCACGAGGUCGGCCACAACUUCGGCUCGCCGCACGACUCGGAGGCUCGCUGCAUGCCCGGCGAGUCCCAGGAACGUGCGCAGAGGACGGCCGGGAACUACUUGAUGUAUCCUUACGCCCAGUCGGGUGACAAGCCGAACAACAUGCUGUUCUCUCCGUGCAGCAUCGACAGCAUCAGCAAAGUGCUCAAGGCCAAGCGCAACUUGUGUUUUAUCGAGUCGGACACGCCGGUGUGUGGGAACGGGCUGGUGGAGGAGGACGAGGAGUGCGAUUGCGGCUUUGGGGAGGAUUGCGCGGACUCGUGCUGCUUCCCCGCCAGCGCCCCCGCCGGGCAACGCUGCCGCCUGCGCCCCGACGUGGAGUGCAGCCCCAGCGAGGGCCCGUGCUGCUCGCACGAGUGCAAGCUACACGCAGCGGGAGAGCUGUGCAGGCCCGAGGCCGAGUGCUCGAAGGCCGGGGUGUGCAGCGGCGACAUGGUGAUUUGCUUGGCGUCGGAGCCCAAGGAUAACCACACGGUGUGCAACAGGGGGUCGCAGAUCUGCAUGCAGGGGCUGUGCUCAGGCUCCAUCUGCGAGCUGUACGGGCUGGAGGAGUGCCUCUGCCCCGGCGAAAGUCCUGAGGUCCAGUGCCACAUCUGCUGCUCCAACCCAGGCGAGUCUUCCUCGUGUGCCGGCACGUCGGAUGAGCGCUGGCGGCGCUACUUCAACGGGUCGCGCGUGGCGCUGCAGCCCGGCUCGCCGUGCGACGGCCUGCGCGGCUACUGCGACGCCAUGCGACGCUGCCGACGCGUCGACGCAGAGGGCCCACUCGUGCGGCUCAAGAAGGCCUUCUUCGAGGGCAAGAUCUACCUCAACGUGGUGCAGUGGGUGCAGAAGUACUGGUGGGGUGCGGCUCUCAUCGGCGUGGGCGUCGUCGUCGCCAUGAUCCUCUUCAUCGUCGUGUGCAGCGCCCACGUGCCCAGCAGCAACCCCAACUUCACCCCUCCGCGCUUCUUCUCAGCCUCGCGAGUUUCCCGUCCGACCCGCGGGAGGGACGUGCGUGCGAGGCAGCCCAGGCAGUCCAUCGAGAUGCAGUAGCGACCGCGGCCGUCGUCCGAAGACCCCGAAGGUGUCACGUUUCACGCCUGGGGCAAGGGUCGUCGUUGUGCACCACGAGGCAGUGGCUAACCGACUGUGGAGUUGGGGGUGGAGGGUGCUGGGGUGGCAUACGAGCUGUGGGGAGACGGGGGUCAGGCUGGGGUGGUGGUUGUACCGCGUGUUUCUCACGGAGAGCAUCCUUGCUCAACAUUUGGCAGUUCGCCAGCGAGCCUGACACAAUCAAAACCGGUCCGGAGUUUGCUUGUAUUGAACCAAUUUUGCUGAAAUUAUGCACUCCUAGGAGGCCGUGUGGCUGGCGUGAUGUGUAUUUAUUUUGUGGAGGGAUGGUUGCGGGUCUUGUUUGCUCCCCUCCCCUUUACCCCCACCAGAUCCCCCCAACCCCCCCUCCUCUUUUAGGCACCCGCCCAACCCCACUGUGGCACCACCUAUGGCUCACAUACCCUGGGUGACCAUUGGAAUUUAUAUAGCUUGGUUCUCACACUGCCUAUGGACAAUAGCGCGAGGCAUUGAAAUUCUCAAAGUGUGCGCAAGUCGCUCCGUGGGUUUGCCUCACGGUCAGCAACUUUUCGGCCCAUCGAAGGUACGGUUUUGUUUGGGACUGAUCGUAGUUGGCAAAACGUGGAGCGAUGCUCCAUCGUAAAUUAUGGGAGCCAACGGUCAAACACGUCGCACAUGUGGAGCUGGGUUCGCGGGCGCCACGGUGGAGAGAUGUUAACCAGCUCGCCUGGUCUACAGGAGGUCGUGAGUUUAAUACCAACCCUGACACCUGCUGUACAUUUAGAAUUUGCAUGGUCUCUCUCCCCGCGGUCGCGUGGAUUUUUCUCCGGGUCCUCUGGGUUAUUCCUCUACUCGAUUUGAAGCUUUCGUGACUGCAAGGAUUCAUACUCUUAGGUUUUUUCGGUAAAGUCACGUAGGUAAAAAAUCAAAUUAAAAGUUAAUAAAAGUAAUAAUGGAAAUAAAAUAAAAUAAUAAAUCACGACGUUUCGGAGGCAACACAAGUCUCCGUCAUCAGGUGGGACCGUCACAGCUAAAAUU